CGCUCGAAGUACUUGUUCUACGACCUCGUGAAGCUCAGCAACAGACACCCUCAACACAAUUCGCUGCCUGUCUCUUUGCUAGAAAACAUAGAUGGCGCCUUGGCCAAAGAGGCCAAAACGGCACGUGACGAGGAUGCCUCGGAAGCAAGAAGAAAGGCCGCCGAGGCGAAAAUCGCCAAGGUGUUUGGCGGCCGCAUCAAGGGCGAGGACAGGAAAAGCUCCAGUCGGAUCAACGUGGGCAAGCCGCGGGUCAUAGGGGGCGUGAAAGUGCCCCACCGGCCCUUAGAGCCGGACAACUGCUGUAUGAGCGGAUGCAUCAAUUGUGUGUGGGAAAUGUACAAUGAUGACGUGAAGGACUGGAACACACAACGGAAAAAGGCCGCUGCCGCAUUGGUGGCCAAGGGCGGCGUUUGGCCCGAGGACUUCCAUCCCCCGAUCGAGCUACUCAAGCCGGAAAACCUACCACCAUCACUUGCGCUGCAAGCGAGAGGGAACAAUCCAAAGGGGGACGAGGAGCCGUGGGACAAAGUGCCGGUGCAGAUCCGGGUGUUUGCCGAGAUGGAGAAGAAAAUCAAGGCGAAGCAGAAA
Messenger RNA from Metschnikowia bicuspidata var. bicuspidata NRRL YB-4993, 588 nucleotides. RefSeq lists its product as uncharacterized. The annotation marks the transcript as partial. The transcript has a single exon. NCBI's taxonomy places the organism in Eukaryota, Fungi, Ascomycota, Pichiomycetes, Serinales, Metschnikowiaceae. Gene Ontology annotation, cellular component: mitochondrion. The record is from RefSeq and is a predicted model, not a curated record.